Messenger RNA from Owenia fusiformis, 2169 nucleotides. The record is from the annotation of a GenBank genome assembly. Lineage: Eukaryota; Metazoa; Annelida; Polychaeta; Sabellida; Oweniidae.
UUUUCAAGUACCAAACAUUACCAUAGCUAUUCCUCGGGAUUUCUCAGUCCCUUUUCGUUUCAAACAAAUUGUGUAUUUUCCUGAAGGGAAGUUUUCUUUCAAAAUUAUUGGUUCAAUUCCAAUUCAGUACUCAUGAUGACACUGGCAAUACAAAGAACGCACCUAUGUGUAUAAAAAGGAUGUACACACGCAAAGUAGUUAUUCAGCUUACUCAUAAUCCAUCUCACCUAUACGAGGAAUUGAGCUCUGAUUAUUAGAAUCAAGUGAAAGAAAGAAUAUAUUUGGAUUUGUACUAUCGCUAUAUACGAGAUACAUGUAGGUACGUCAUUACUAGUGUGAGCUUUUGAUUAUUAUCCACGAUGGGAACCAUUAUUAGAAUGUCCGAUCAAAGAAGACUCCAGGCCAUCGUCUAUCUUGCUAUUGUUUCAGUAACUGUCGCCGUGCCCCAGAGGUUUAUUGAUUUCCCCGAAGAUGGUAUUUUAGUCCCAGAUACAGCACCUAUAGGGGCUGUGGUUGCUACUAUUAAAGCUACGGACGAUGACGGGGACGAACUAACUAUUUCUUUCCCCUACCAGAAUGCGAGGUCGGUCGUCCAUGUGCAAUGUUGUAGCAUGACUGGCUCGGAAAAUGAAAUAACAACAGCCAAUAUCACACUGAAUAUGAAACUAGACGCAACAGAGAAAACUGAUUAUGGUAACAUUCAAUUUAAAGUCAGUCAGGGAAAUUACGGAAUCAGUAAAACGACGAAAAUCCUUUCUGAAGUUGGUGAACUGCCGAAGUUUGUCGGUGGUAAAGAUCAAUACUCAGCUACUAUUCCAUUAAAUGCUGCAAUUGGGCACAACAUAACCACAGUACAGGCAACCAGCAAGUAUCCUCCAGUCUCUUACAACUUCAAGGAGAGAUCCAGCUUUUUCGAAAUAUCUGAAGAUGGCAUUGUGACACUGAAUAAUGAAUUGACCAACAUUACUGUAGGAGAUGUCGAGCUGUUAACAAUAAUGGCCAAGGAUAGAUAUGGGGCAUAUGUUGAGGGAAGCCUAAGUAUAUAUGUUGAGGAAGAAGCCGUCGAGGACAAGACAACGGAUAAUUCUUCAGGAUGGACAUUCAAGUCGUUAAGCUUUCACAUGAUAUGCCAGUUGAUGAUAUCAACUCUAGUCUCUAAAUUAACAUUACUUUUUUGCUUUAGACCAAGUUGAUAAAAGUAUUUUUUCAUUUAUUAACAUUUUGGCAUGAGGCCUAAUGUGCAUUGUCAAAUGACCUAUAUGUACUCCUUUUCAUUAAAGAAGUAUUGACUCAUUCUGUUGCUUGUCAAUCAGGAGGUAUAUGUCAUAUUUCAAUCUCCAUGCAAUGUAUAUAACAAGUGCUUUGAGCCUUCUGCAUGUACAGCUUGGAUUAUGGAAAUCAAAGGUAUCAUUUUAUUUUCAAUGAUAUUUAGAUAUCUACAGCACAAUGUAUCAAUGAUACAUUUUUUAAUAAUUCAAUUUUUAACAUGUAGCCCAAUACAAUAUUGAGAGAAUAUUAUUUGUGUUCCAAGACUACUUGUAUUAGACAUGUACCAGUAUUUAUUUACUUGUAUCUAGAACAACAUUAUUCUGUAAAGAAAAUAAUAAAAUGUUUAUAAGCAGUUCCAUAUGUAUAAUUUUGCUAGUAUAUUAAUAAGCACCACCCUUCAAAGGUAUGGCAACCUUACAGAGUAACCCCAACUUAAAAAUUUGAAUAAAUUCAUGUUAAAAGUUGUAUUUGCAUACAAACAUACGUAUUACUCAAAAUAUGUACAUUGACAACAUUUCUGAUAUUUUAUUCAAUUUCAAUGCGUCAGAAUUUCAUGAAGUCAAACUUCAAAACCCCUGACUAUCUACUCUAACUAUCAGUUGAUUUACAAUUUACAUUUGAUUUACUAAUGUCUUAAUUAUUGCAUGUAUAUCAAUUUAAAAAAUAACAAUAUUCAUUCAUGCUGUAAAAUGUAUGUAAUGUUUUUGAUUUUGCUACCUUUAUUUUGACUAACUGCCUGAUAGUUUUAUUUAGAAGCAAACAAUGUAUAGGUCUUCAAUAUCUUUCAAGCAAAAAUAAUGGUUUCUUUUUGGAGGCAAUAUUUUUGCAUGGGCUUUCAACAAGAAUUAAUUUGAAAGCCCAUGGUUUUUGAGAGUAUGUAUUUCUAAUGCAUGGUUAUGU